CCCAGCGGACUCCGGCUGGAUCUCGGCUCCGGGCAGACGCCGCAGACCCCCAGCCGGCUCCCGGGUCCCGAAAGACCUCGGACGGACCCUGACCCCGGAGAGACCCCGGUCCCGGGCAGACCGCAGGCACACGGCGGCGGACCGAUUCCGGCCCCGGAGACCUUGGACACACCCCGGCCCGGGAGAGUUCCCGGGCGGAUCCCGGCUCCGGGCAGAUCUCAGGCAGACCCCGGCCCCGCUGGCGGGCGGGCGGGCGGGGGCCGAGGGCGCCCCCGGAGGCGGGGGCAUGCGCGACCCGCGGCAUGGCCUCGGCGGUGUUUGAGGGCACCUCGCUCGUGAACAUGUUCGUGCGCGGCUGCUGGGUGAACGGCAUCCGCAGGCUCAUCGUCAGCCGGCGCGGCGACGAGGAGGAGUUCUUCGAGAUCCGCACGGAGUGGUCGGACCGCAGCGUGCUCUACCUGCACCGCAGCUUCGCGGACCUCGGCCGCCUGUGGCAGCGCCUCCGCGACGCCUUCCCCGAGGACCGGCCCGAGCUAGCGCGCGCGCCCCUGCGGCAAGGCCUGGUUGCCAUCAAGGACGCCCGCGAUAUAGAGACCAGGCUUAACGAGGUGGAGAAGUUGCUGAAGGCCAUCCUUAGCAUGCCGUGCAAAUAUUCCAGGUCAGAAGUUGUGCUCACCUUCUUUGAAAGAUCUCCUCUGGACCAGGUGUUAAAAAACGACAACGUACAUAAAAUUCAACCCAGCUUUCAGAGUCCAGUGAAAAUAUCAGAAAUCAUGAGGUCCAAUGGAUUUUGCUUAGCAAAUACGGAAACCAUUGUUAUUGACCACAGUAUACCCAACGGAAAAGACCAGCACCUGGGUGUGGACCCGACAGAGCACUUGUUUGAGAAUGGUGGUGAAUUUACCUCAGAGCUGGAAGAUGGCGAUGACCCAGCAGCUUAUGUCACCAACCUGUCCUAUUACCACCUGGUCCCCUUCGAGACGGACAUUCUGGACUGAGUCUCUGGUGAGGCCCACCUCCCCCCACCCUUGACUGGUGGUUCUGUCCCGGCUGCAGGGGCCCCAUUGCUGCCCCAGGCCUGGGUCAGGGGGUGUCUCUACGGUGACAGUGCCUGGGAGGCCUGGGCCCAUGGAGCAGCAGGGUUUUCCAGAGGGCCAUCCCCAAGGUCUCCCACAAGCAGGAGCCAGGUCUCCGGAGCCCCGCGUAGCCUGCUGCUUCUCCGCUCAGCACCACCAGCCUGUCUCCACCUGCCUGGGACUCGCUCCCCAUCCGUGUGUGGGAGAGCCACAAGUGCCUGCAGGACAUGUGGACACCAGGGCGGACACACAGGGCCUGGCAGUUCCCUCAUUUCGCUGUGACUGCUUCCUGGGGAGGAGCCUGUGCCCUGGUGCGGUGCUCCCCAUGGCUGCCUGGCCACCGCUCUCUCCCCACCAUUCCCUCACGUGACAGGGGCACAACAUGGCCUGUGAGGUGGUGAGGAGUCACCACAGUCUGGACGACAUGGGCAGGGAGUGUUAAAUAAUCCAGGAUUUCCCUGGGAACCAGGAGGUGUGGCUUUCAUUUUCCUUUUUCAUCUUCUUUGUGGAAACUGUGGGUCUGGUGUCAGCCAACGGGGCUCCUUAUAGAAGGUUCUUUUGGGAAUGGUGAGUGUUGGCUACAGAGAUGGGGAAAUCACUGCCCAUCAGGUCCCCGUGAGCGAGGACUGAGAAGUACUGAUUCCCCUCCAGAGAACAGAGUUCCUGCCUGGCCUGCCAGCAUCUCUAACGCCCCUCAGCGUGGGGUAGCCGUGCCUGUAAGCACCCCAGGUUCACCUCUCCUGCUGUUUACCAAGCUCUCAGUGAUGUCAUUGCCAUAUUCACCUGCAAGGGGGGGGAUCAACAGGAAAGCGCCGAGUCCCCCUUUGCCCCUUGGGGCGGGGGGGAAGGCGGGUCUGCGUUCUGUGUGCUGAUCUCCUCAUGGUGUCUACUAAUGACCAACAUUUGCUAAUGUAAAUAAUAGUAAAUUAUUGAGAAUCCUAAUUCUUUUACACAGUCUGUUUUUUAAUCUAUUUUAAUUAAAUAAAGUGUAUUACUCUACUCCAGGA
Messenger RNA from Lontra canadensis (Northern American river otter), 2083 nucleotides. It is a transcript of the gene PXDC1, whose product is annotated as PX domain containing 1. The record is from RefSeq and is a predicted model, not a curated record. Bases 303 to 998 code for a protein of 231 amino acids. The transcript has 5 exons. Lineage: Eukaryota; Metazoa; Chordata; Mammalia; Carnivora; Mustelidae. Gene Ontology annotation, molecular function: phosphatidylinositol binding.